This is a messenger RNA of Gymnodraco acuticeps, 912 nucleotides long. RefSeq lists its product as uncharacterized. The transcript is spliced from 7 exons. Bases 1 to 912 code for a protein of 303 amino acids. The record is from RefSeq and is a predicted model, not a curated record. NCBI's taxonomy places the organism in Eukaryota, Metazoa, Chordata, Actinopteri, Perciformes, Bathydraconidae.
AUGUCGCGGAGGAGUACAUCACAGCAGGAACACAAUACCCACCGCUCCAGUACAGUCGGAUGUCAAACAGACCGUCCACAGACUGUUUGUGUGGGAACUCAGAGGGUUGAGACACGGUCUGUGGGAACACAGACAGUGGAAUGUAAAGUGUCCGCCAUUUCUGUUGCAACACAGUUGGCCCGGGGAACACUGAAAUCGGCACACGUGAGAAGCAAAGGCAUCCAGGCCACGGUGUCUUUCAAAAGUGUUGGCACUAAAACUUCCACCUACACAGAAAUCCCCUUGUCCUCUACACCAAUAAAGGGCCCAGGAUUGGGACCUAGCAAGAGACCUCGACUAGAGUUGGAGCAGGAACAAGGAGAGACUUCGAUUGAAUUUGAAGAGACUCUGGAUUCGAGUUACCACCCUGAUGAUACUGUAGAAGAAUCUGACGUAUCACAAUGGGAGAGCCAGCCCAUCAUUGGAAGUACCCCGGUUGGCAACUUACAAUUAUCUGCUGCUACAUACUUCACUGGUGCUUCCUUCUUCCAACUAAAAAAGAUAUGCAGAGCCAUGCAGCUGGAGAUCUUCCAGUAUGAGACCUUCAUGAGGCAUGCUAGGCAUUAUCUGGAGCCUGCUAUUAUCCACAAGUGGAAAACUGAUCAGCUGAAGAUUUUCCAGCAACUACACCACCAGGGGGGAAAGGUCACAGUUGCAGGAGAUAUGAGAGCAGACUCUCCAGGCCACUCAGCUAAGUUUGGGAGCUACACACUAAUGUACCUGGGAAGCAACACCAUUGUGGACUUCCAGCUUGUUCAGAGCAAUGAAGUAGGUGGUAGUUACCACAUGGAAAAGGAGGGACUCAAAAGAUGCCUAGAUCAUCUAGAUCAGGGAACUCCUGGCGUAUCCGGCGGACCACACACGACGGGAUGA